UAGAGCCCAAGGCCCAGAACCGUCAAGUCGAACCCUACCUUGCGUCCUUGCCCUCUCGUCUUUCCCUACUACCGCCGCCACCAUCCUGCGCUGCGCCUGCACACGCUCUCGGCUCUCCCGCUGCUCUCGAAGCCGUCUCCCCCGAAGCUGCCCAGGGUCAGCUCAAGCUAGAGGAAAUGUUUACAGCAAGGAGGAAGAUCCAGAAGGACAAUGGCAUGGAGCCAACUGAGUUUGAAGACACAGUUGCCCAGGCGUUCUUUGACCUCGAAAAUGGGAAUCAGGAGCUUAAGAGUGACUUGAAGGAACUUUACAUCAAUGGAGCAAUGCAGAUGGAUAUGGCUGGCAACAGGAAGGCUGUUAUCAUCCAUGUUCCGUACAGACUGCAAAAGUCUUACAAGAAGAUUCAUGUGAGGCUUGUUCGGGAGCUUGAGAAGAAGUUCAGUGGGAAGGAUGUUGUUCUGGUUGCUACUCGAAGAAUAGUGAGGCCUCCGAAGACAGGCUCAGCUAUUGUGCGCCCACGUAACCGCACUCUUACUGCUGUUCAUGAUGGCAUUUUGGAGGACGUUGUGUAUCCAGCUGAGAUUGUUGGGAAGCGUAUUAGGUACCACAUGGAUGGUGCCAAAGUUUUGAAGGUCUUCCUGGAUCCAAAGGAGCGAACAAACACUGAGAAUAAGCUUGACACUUUCAGCUCGGUCUACCGGAGGCUCUGUGGGAAGGAGGUGGUGUUUGACUACCCUGUGGCCGAGAGCGCUUAAGGCCCCUUGGCCCGUUUACAGCCAACUGUUUUGUCAUGGACCCAGUUUCAUCUGUCUGAAAUAGAUAUUACAGUAUGUUUGAUAUGCUAAAUAGUUUUGGCAAUCGUGAAAUGUGCCGUUCUGAAGCUGUCCCAAUGCGUUGCGUUGCGGUUGGUUUGGAGCUAUAUUAUGAUCAGCUUUGUAUGGCAAGGCAUUUGUCUUAUAUUAUACUUAUAUUCUUCAAGUUGUGCAAAUGCUUUGCAUUUGCAUUUCAGGAGCA
Messenger RNA from Sorghum bicolor (sorghum), 1014 nucleotides. Its product is annotated as 40S ribosomal protein S7. Gene Ontology annotation, cellular component: 90S preribosome; cytosolic small ribosomal subunit; ribosome. The transcript has 6 exons. Gene Ontology annotation, biological process: ribosomal small subunit biogenesis; translation; rRNA processing. Bases 177 to 755 code for a protein of 192 amino acids. The record is from RefSeq and is a predicted model, not a curated record. NCBI's taxonomy places the organism in Eukaryota, Viridiplantae, Streptophyta, Magnoliopsida, Poales, Poaceae. Gene Ontology annotation, molecular function: structural constituent of ribosome.